Molecule: messenger RNA, 2463 nt
Organism: Cantharellus anzutake
Lineage: Eukaryota; Fungi; Basidiomycota; Agaricomycetes; Cantharellales; Hydnaceae
Exons: 19
Coding region: 25-2463 (812 amino acids)
Biological process (GO): nucleotide-excision repair; transcription by RNA polymerase II; positive regulation of mitotic recombination
Cellular component (GO): nucleus
Molecular function (GO): damaged DNA binding; DNA helicase activity; ATP binding
Source: RefSeq, a predicted model, not a curated record
CGUGUGACUUCUUGCAGCACCGUCAUGAAGUUCUUCAUCGACGACUUGCCAGUCGUUUUCCCCUACGAGUAUCUUUAUCCUGAGCAAUAUGCUUAUAUGUGUGAUCUCAAGCGCACCCUGGAUGCUCAAGGUCACGGAGUGCUGGAGAUGCCUUCCGGAACUGGGAAGACCGUCUCUGUACUCUCCUUGAUUGUGUCGUACAUCAGGUUUUACCCAACCAAAAGAAAACUCAUAUAUUGUUCCCGUACUGUUCCAGAGAUUGAGAAGGCUCUCUCGGAGUUGAAACGGCUGAUGGCAUACAGGGCUGAACAUGCAGAGACGUUAGAAGAGAAAGCUAAGGAACUGGCCUUCAUGGGCUUAGGACUCACCUCGAGAAAAAACCUUUGUUUGAACCCGGAAGUCGCGAGGGAAAAAAAGGGGACGGUUGUUGACGCACGUUGUAGAGAUCUUACGUCCGCUACAGCGUGUGAGAAAGGCAGAGCCAAUCCUGGAUCCGUUCCUCUAUGCUCAUUUCACGAGGGUCUCAACAACCUUGAGCCUGGGAAUCUCAUCCCUCCUGGAAUAUGGACUCUUGCAGACGUACAACAACAUGGUGUCAAAAAUGGGACUUGUCCAUAUUUUACUAUUCGAAGGAUGAUGCCCUUUGUAGACGUCAUUAUCUACUCGUUUCAUUACCUCCUUGACCCCAAAGUGGCGGAACAAGUAUCCAAAGAACUAUCGAAGGAUGCGAUCGUCGUUUUCGAUGAGGCUCACAACAUUGAUAACGUAUGUAUUGAAUCGUUGAGUAUUGACCUAACCAGGCCAAUGCUGGACUCAGCCGCUCGAAGCGUUGGCAAACUUGGCGACAAAAUAGAAGAGAUUAAGCAAACCGAUGCGUCCAAAUUGCAGGAAGAAUAUGCAAAACUUGUUGAGGGAUUACAGGACAGUGAGGGGUUGUCCCCAGAGGAUGAUAUUACGGGAAAUCCAGUAUUGCCCGAGGAUCUGUUGAAGGAGGCCAUUCCAGGGAAUAUUAGGAAAGCUGAACACUUUGUGGCAUUCCUCAAGCGUCUCGUAGAAUACUUGAAGACGCGGAUGCGAGUGCUGCACGUUGUUGCAGAGACACCGCUUUCAUUCCUCCAGCACCUCAAAGAUAUCACCUUUAUCGAGAGAAGGCCCUUACGGUUUUGUGCCGAGCGAUUACAAUCACUCGUGCGCACACUGGAGCUGACGCACCUCGAUGAAUAUUCAGCAUUGCAGAAGAUCGCAAACUUUGCGACGUUAGUUGCGACGUACGAAAAAGGCUUUAUCCUCAUUCUGGAACCCUUCGAAACAGAUAAUGCAACAAUACCAAACCCGGUAUUCCAUCUCACGUGCCUUGACCCAGCGCUAGCCAUUCAACCGGUGUUCGAGAGGUUCAGCAGCGUGGUUAUCACCUCUGGGACCAUCUCGCCAUUGGACAUGUAUCCAAAGAUGCUGCGGUUUACGCCGGUGGUCCAGGAAAGCUAUUCCAUGUCGCUAGAUCGGAACUCGUUCGUACCACUUGUGAUCACUCGUGGAAGCGAUCAAGUUGCAAUCAGCAGCCGAUUCGAAGUUCGAAACGAUCCAGCGGUCGUUCGAAACUUUGGCAAUAUUCUCGUCGAAUACAGCAAGAUUGUGCCUGAUGGGAUAGUUUGCUUCUUUCCGAGUUAUCUUUAUAUGGAAUCCAUCGUUGCAGCAUGGAACGAGAUGGAUAUCCUCACUGAAGUGUGGAAACACAAAUUAAUUUUUGUUGAAACACCGGACGCAAACGAGACUAGUAUCGCACUGGAAAAUUAUCGACGAGCCUGCGAUAAUGGGCGAGGCGCUGUUCUACUUUCUGUCGCACGGGGAAAAGUUUCGGAAGGUAUCGAUUUUGAUCAUAAUUACGGACGGGCUGUCAUCAUGUUUGGGAUCCCGUACCAGUAUACUGAAAGUCGAAUACUUCGGGCACGACUCGAAUAUCUUCGGGAUACAUACCGGAUACGGGAGUCAGAGUUCUUAGGGUUCGACGCGAUGCGAACUGCAGCGCAGUGUGUCGGACGCGUGCUGAGAGGUAAAACGGACUGGGGAAUGAUGAUAUUUGCCGACAAACGAUUUGCUCGAAUGGACAAGCGUUCUAAGCUUCCACGGUGGAUCAACCAGUAUAUUACUGAGCAGGCUUCGAAUCUCUCAACGGACAUGGGUCUCGUUCUUUCAAAGCACUUCUUACGUACAAUCUCACAAGCGCAGAACGAGGGAGCGACCAACCUGUCGUUGUGGUCAUUGGAAGAUGUCGAAAAGGCGCAGGCGAAGGCGAGAGAGCAGGCAGCAGCUGAGGCCGAGGCCGAGAGGGAGGCUGCUGCUGCACUGGAGUUACAAAAGAACGGGGCUCCGGCUGGUAUGGAGGUGGUGGAUGAGUCGGAUGAUGAAUUUGGGGAUUUUGGCGUCAGCGACGAGAUGCUCGUGGGGAUGGAUUUGGAUUUAUAG